Cimex lectularius (bed bug) is the source of this 732-nucleotide messenger RNA. Its product is annotated as tetratricopeptide repeat protein 36 homolog. The record is from RefSeq and is a predicted model, not a curated record. The transcript has 4 exons. NCBI's taxonomy places the organism in Eukaryota, Metazoa, Arthropoda, Insecta, Hemiptera, Cimicidae. Gene Ontology annotation, molecular function: protein binding. The coding region runs from base 25 to 630 and encodes 201 amino acids. Gene Ontology annotation, biological process: cilium assembly.
GGCGUUAGGAAUCUUUAGUAGGAUAUGCGCGCUCAGUCGGUGUCCACCAGAGAGGAGAAAAUGUCCGUUUUGAGUGAAAACGACAGGGCCGUUCUUAAUUCCAUUUUCAACCCUUUGCUUCCCCUUGGAGAAGGAGUUUACUCGGAGGAUUUAACGGAACUUGUUGAAGAUGUAGAAUCUGAAAACUCGGAUCCUGAAGUGAAGGAGUUGGAAAAGCAAGGGGUCCUGAAAGCAGAAGAAGGAAAAUUCCUCGAAGCAGUCGAUAUAUUUUCACAAGUCAUUUUGAAAGCGCAGACAGCCUCUGCUUAUAACAACAGAGCACAGGCGUACAGGCUGCUUGGCAAAGAUAAAGAGGCGAUGGAUGAUUUGAACAAAUCUUUAGAAAUUUGUCAAAGCAAAGGGAGAUCUGGAUGCAACGCUCUCUGUCAGAGAGGUCUAUUGCAUAGGAAAUGUUCUAGGAUCGAACAGGCGAAAAGGGACUUUGAGGCAGCCAGCCGGCUAGGAAGUCAUUUUGCAAAGCAGCAGCUGGUCGAAAUGAAUCCAUACGCUGCAAUGUGCAACCAAAUGUUGAACGAAAUGAUGUCCAAGCUUUCCAGGGCCGAGAUGGUCCAUAACGGACACGGAAACUAAUUUUCAUACAAAGGCUGUCAAUUAAAUUAUUCAUCAAAACAAAAUACUUUGUUAGAUAUUAUUUGUGAUAUUCUUUAAGAAAUAAAACUGACAUAAAAUUUA